GGCAGUUUGACUGAUUGCGCAAUGUGAGGAACAGGAAACGAACGAGCAUGGGGAAGUAACGGAGCACUGUGUGGGUGAAAGCAAAUGGUAAAGCGCGAAAAGGCUUUUUUAUGAGGAAGCACAAAGAUUGACGCGAUCAAAGGAUGACGUCAGUUGUGACAGACUGUUUGUGCGAUGCAGCAGAUGCAAACCACAAGGAAGAUGUUUACGCUAGGCUACGGAAAUUGAGACAGGAGCUGGCUGAACUUAGGUUGCACACUGGUCACGAUUAUUAUAAAAAACUGGCUGAGCUUGAAGCGGAGUGCUGUGACAAGGAUAGGGAGAUAGAGGCUUUGAAAGAAUGCUGCGAGAGGUUCCGAAAUGAGAUCGUGGCCUUGUUGGAAAUGGUACACAACAAUAAUGACGAAAAACUAGCUACUGGAGCAGACUGCAUCCCUCUUCGUGACUUGCCUCCAGCAGCAGGCGUCAUUCUGAAACAGGCUUCUCACAUUCGGCUUCGAUUGCGAGCCUUGGAGAGGCGUGCCGAGGGAGCCGAAGAGCAAGUUCACAACAUGUGCCUGCAGUUAUCCAGAAAGACCAUAGAACUGAACAAGCUGCAGCUGCUCUACUCAAACCAAACUUUGCGGUUGGUGGAGCUGUCAAGAUCUCAUAGCACUCAGGCUACAUCAGGAGUAUAUUCUGGCAGGUCUUCGAUGUCCUGCCCUCCUAGUGCCUUGUCGCCAAAGCUGAAUGCAUACGCCAGUUCGGAUAAUCUGGAUCACAGAUAGCAGAUUACGAAUACUUGUUAGGGGUCACAUGACCAUUCCAGUUAUCACUGAAGUGUUUCCUGGUCACUCAUAUUCAUUAUGGCAAGUUGCUGUUCAGCUGCGCAUCUUUAUCUGCACAUCUAGAGUAUUUACUGCUGUUGAUGCUUUUAGAGGCUUUAUAUUUUGUACUGUGCAUUCCCUUGAGAGCAGAAUGAACUCGCAUGUGGCAACAAUCUUCUGUACCACUUCAAUACCACCAUGUCUACCUUUGAGGCAGACCUUGUUACAUUUGCUUUCACUUUUAAUAAAGAUAUAUGCAUUUUU
Molecule: messenger RNA, 1070 nt
Organism: Ornithodoros turicata
Lineage: Eukaryota; Metazoa; Arthropoda; Arachnida; Ixodida; Argasidae
Exons: 5
Coding region: 144-767 (207 amino acids)
Source: RefSeq, a predicted model, not a curated record